Molecule: messenger RNA, 885 nt
Organism: Patiria miniata (bat star)
Lineage: Eukaryota; Metazoa; Echinodermata; Asteroidea; Valvatida; Asterinidae
Exons: 2
Coding region: 1-885 (294 amino acids)
Source: RefSeq, a predicted model, not a curated record
AUGGGUUCCCCUGUAUCCUUACUGGUUGCCAACCUUUACAUGGAGGAUUUUGAAUGUAGAGCAUUGUCUACUGCUCCUACCCCUCCAAACCGAUGGAACCGCUAUGUGGACGAUACCUUUGUGGAGAUACAGGAGUUAGCCAUUCAAAAUUUCACUCAACACAUCAACAGCUUCGAUUCCAACAUCAGGUUUACUAUGGAACCAGAGACAGAUUCCAAACUUCCAUUCCUAGACACCUGCGUUCACAUCAAAAGUGAUGGAUCCACCAAAGUAACCAUCUACAGGAAGCCGACUCACACCGAUCAUUAUUUGAAUUUUGGGUCCAAUCACCAUCUAGCACACAAGAGGUCCGUGGCUCGCACUCUUUGCCAUCGGAUCGACCAAGUCAUCACAGAAGAGGAGGACCGCGAGACUGAACUUCACCACGUCAAAAAACGCUCUCACUGCCAACGGUUGAUCAGCCUGAAAGAUAAGACCCCAGACCUCAAGAAAUGUGGCCUCGUAUACCAGAUGUCGUGUGAUGGUUGUGAAGACACAUAUACCGGGGAAACAGCUCGCACUCUGCAGACCCGAUACAGAGAACACACCAGUAGGUCAGCCCACCUGACAGCAGUUGGUGAACAUAUAUCCACCCCAGGACAUGGCAUCUCCGUGGACAAUGUCAAGAUCAUCGCCAGGGAGGACGACCUCUGGAAACGCAAAAUCAGCGAGGCCGUGGAAAUCCGCAGACACCACCCCCAUAUGAAUAGAGAUGGAGGGUACGAGCUGGCCCACGUGUACGACCGCCUCCUGUUGUGCGACCAAGCUUGGUCACGUGAUGGGUCACGUGAGGGCCUCAUCAACACCAGUUGGCAAAGACACAUUGAUGGUGUCGCAAGCUCCUGA